Molecule: messenger RNA, 606 nt
Organism: Gallus gallus (chicken)
Lineage: Eukaryota; Metazoa; Chordata; Aves; Galliformes; Phasianidae
Product: translation initiation factor IF-2-like
Exons: 1
Coding region: 1-606 (201 amino acids)
Source: RefSeq, a predicted model, not a curated record
AUGAACGGCCGCGCCGGCGCCCCCCGCGGCCCGAGGCCUCCGAGCGCGGUGCAGCCGGAGCGCGGCCCUUCCUCCUCCGUUCCGCCCCGCGGGCAGCUCCGCUCCGGGCCCCGCCGUCCGCCGCUUCGCCCCGGCCCGCCCCGCCGCCGGGCCCGGCCCGCAGCCCCGCGCUGCUCACCCCGCGGCCCCCCGGCUCCCUCCUUUGUUGCUGCCGGAGCCCGGCGGCAGCGCAUGGGCGCAACGGAAGCGCCCGAGCCCAGUUCCGGCCGCCUCCUCCCGCCGCCCGCCUCGCGCGCACCCCGGGCGGAGCGCAGCGCAGCGCAGCGAUCGCAGCGCCGCCACAGUGCGCGGGGCCGCCCGCGGCCGCCGGGAAUGGCGCUGCCCCGGGGCGCGCGGCCCCGCCGGGCCCGGGUCUCUCCGCGGAGCGUCCGCCCCACUGCUGCGGCCGCGGAGCGGACCGCGCUGAGCCCCGCAGGACGCGCGGCCAGGUGCCGGGCACGGCUGGACGGCGCCCGUCGGGCCGCCCCGUGGGCUCCUUCGGCGCCCGCUGCGCUGAGGGCUCCUCGUGCGCAGCCUCUGGAGAACGGCGCGCCCCCACCCCGCUGA